Pelobates cultripes (western spadefoot toad) is the source of this 462-nucleotide messenger RNA. Lineage: Eukaryota; Metazoa; Chordata; Amphibia; Anura; Pelobatidae. The record is from the annotation of a GenBank genome assembly.
AUGACAACAGAACAGGGUACCCCAGAUCUCAUAACGCAGGACAGUCCCGCGGGACAUGAGUCCCCAACAAAGGACUUGUGCAGCAAAAUUAGGACAGUUGGCAAAUGGUGCAAGCUCCGUUCAAAGCCGGGGAGGAAGGAGAGGAGUGAGAUCCAAGUGUCUAUCCAGUUCACGAGAAACAACUUGACUGCCAGUAUGUUUAAUCUCUCUGUCAAGGACAAACCCAAGACACAAUUUGGGAAGCUCAAGGAUAAGAUGAAAGUCAAGAAACUCUUUGACAUGGAGUCCUCUUCCGCCAUCGUUCCAAGCAGCGUGGGCUGUCUUGAUAGUGACGAUGUGGAUGAACGAAAGCCAAAGUCCAAGGCGGCCUUUUUCUUAAAGGGACAUUUGCGCAAAAGCUCACUCACCAAAUCCAACACUUCUCUGAGCUCUGACAGCACCAUCUCAAAUGCAAGCUCUUAA